GGCGUGUGGAGUGUAGACGCACGGCACUGUCCCGGCUCCCCAGGGCUGCCUCACCCCAGACCCCGGCUGCGGUGGUGGUUGGCGCAGCAGUGGGUGCCGCCGCUUCUCCCUCCGGGUCUCUAAGUCCCGCCAUGCUCCGGCCGCGGCGCCCCGGAGCUGCGCUCUCGUAAAGCACGAAGGGGGGAAGGAGGGCGGGGGAGGUGGCACCCGGAGGGGCUGAAGAUGAAGGUGCCCGCGCAUGGGCCGCCGCUGACUGCCCACCCCUCCCGAGCUCGCGCCCGGCGCGGAGCCCGCGGCCGCGGAGGACCCGCCUCCUCCGCAGUAGCAGCCGGAGCCGCGACGCAGGCGGCGGCGGCGGCGCAGGCGGCGGCGCCCCUCGCGCCAGCGCGCACGGCCGCCACCCGGGGGUCGCCGCGGCCCCUGCUGCCAUGAGUUGUGCGGAGGUGAUGUAUCACCCCCAGCCGUAUGGAGCGCCCCAGUAUCUGCCCAACCCUGUGGCAGCUGCAACCUGCCCCACAGCCUACUAUCAUCCGGCUCCACAACCUGGCCAGCAGAAGAAGUUAGCGGUAUACAGCAAGAUGCAGGACUCUCUGGAAAUCACCCUUCCCAGCAAACAAGAGGAGGAGGAGGAGGAGGAUGAGGAGGAGGAGGAGGAGGAGAAAGACCAGCCUGCCGAGAUGGAGUACCUUAACUCUCGCUGUGUCCUUUUCACUUAUUUCCAGGGAGACAUUGGGUCAGUAGUGGAUGAACACUUCUCAAGAGCUUUGGGCCAAGCCAGCACCUUCCACCCAGAAUCUGCCAUUUCAAAAAGCAAGAUGGGGCUAACCCCCCUAUGGCGAGACAGCUCAGCUCUCUCAAGCCAGCGGAGUAGUUUCCCAACUUCCUUUUGGACCAGCUCUUACCAGCCCCCUCCUGCACCCUGUUUGGGGGGAGUUCAUCCUGACUUCCAGGUCACCGCACCCCCUGGCACCUUUACUGCCGCUGACCCCAGCCCCUGGCCAGGCCACAGCCUUCAUCAGACUGGCCCAGCCCCUCCCCCUCCCACGUCUGAGUCCUGGCACUAUCCCUUGGCAUCUCAGGUGAGCCCGUCUUACAGCCACAUGCAUGACGUUUACAUGCGGCAUCACCCGCAUGCUCACAUGCACCACCGCCGCCACCACCAUCACCACCACCACCACCAUCACCCUGCUGCUGGCUCUGCCCUGGAUCCAUCAUAUGGGCCCCUGCUAAUGCCAUCAGUGCGCGCCGCCAGGAUUCCUGCUCCCCAGUGUGACAUCACAAAGACAGAUGCGACCACAGUCACCACUGCUACCUCAGCGUGGGCCGGAGCCUUUCAUGGAACAGUGGACAUUGUACCAAGUGUGGGCUUUGACACAGGUCUACAGCAUCAAGACAAGAACAAGGAAUCAUCAUGGUACUAAACCACAGUGUGAGAAGUCUAAAUUCAGAUUGCAAUCUGAAUCCAAGGCCCACUGGGAAAAGAUGCUUUUGGGAUUUUCCAUUCUGCAAUGAGACAUGAGAAAUGGAAAGAGAAGUGUCAGGCAGUUGACUUUGUUUGUGAUCCUUUUCUGGACAAAGCAGAGUGGGUCUGAGUCAUUGAAGAAAACUAUUUUUGUUUGUGUUAUUCUCUCAUCUGAGCCUUUGUCAACUGUGCAUCCCUUUCUUUUUUACUUUCUAGCUUUUAUCAGUACCAGGGUUCAUUUUUGUUUUAUUUUAAUCUUAUUUUAUUAUUUUUUUUAAUUUUUGAAGAAACCACAUUGUCAGGAAAUGAUGAACCACAAAUGAAAACACUCAUUCUUUCAGGAAUAUAAUUUUGUACAUGUAUGGUCAUCUAUUUUUAUAGUAAUACAGGAAGUUCGGUUUAGCAUUGAGGAGCUAUUUUCAAGGGAUGUAUUUUUGUUUUAAUAUUGUAAAAAUUGUUGAGUUCUGUUUAAAGAACUUGCUCUCAGAGAAGCACUGGCAAAACCAUUCAAAAUACUCAUCUUUAAAAUGUCUAUGAUAGGCUGAUGUCUAUGCUUUCUAGGUUACCUCAAGUGUUUGAGAUAUUAUCAAUUUUUUUUUUUUACCAAAGUAGCUAUACCAUAGAAAGCCAAUGCAGUAUUGUUUUUACAUUCAAUCUCAGAGAAAAUUAAAUUUCAUGCUAGCUCAUAGAGUUUUGAGUUAUAUGUAUAGAUUUGAAAGAGAGCUUGUGUUUUUAGGGUCACAGUAAGGCAAAGGUUUUUCAAUAUUUUCAUUUCUUCCAAAGAAUACUUAGAGGUUGAGUAAGGGAAAAACUUGCAAAAAACUUUGAAUCAUAUGGAAAGGUUACCUAAAGUAUCUUUCUAGUCCAUUCAACUUUGAUAGAACCUAAGAUUAUAUAUAACUACUGUAGUAGGAAUCAAAUUGUACUUCUCAGUACUGCCUGUGAGUGCCAGUGAUUUGUUUCUUCUUUUCUAAUUAUUCAUUCAUAGUGAUUUCAAAGUUAUAUUUCCAGUGAUUUUGUUGUUGUUGUUGUUCCUGGAGAGAGUUUGAAGGAAUAAUACAUGGAACUCUUUUAAACCCAAAGCUCUGGCUCUUUCAUAUAAUGUAACUCAUCAUUUUAACUGAAAAAUAAUAUAUUCUAUAGGUAUUGUUUUAAACAAAAUUGUGUAAAGCAUUUCUGGUUUAAAGGUAGUUCAACUUGCUUUAACCCACUUAAAAAUUAGGGUAAAAUAAAAUUUAUGUUUGGAUUUAAGUUUAUACUACCAUUAAUGAAAUGAGGCUAAAUUUGAAAAUGUCUUGUCUCUAGGGAUGGGCCAUAUAUAAAUGGUUGAGUAAUAUAGAUAAUUUUAUUUCUUCCUUCUUUCUUCAUUCAUAGGAAAUAGAACCAUAGCAAUGCACAUAAUGUAUCAAUGCCUACAAUUUUCACAACAUUGCAAGAUUAUUCAGAUAGAAUUCUUACAGAUGAAUUUAAAAUAUUUCCCUUGAUUAUAUUUUAUAUAGUAUUAUUUUCCUGGUACAUCCUGCAAGUUGUUGUAAACCUCUACACUCUCUUCUAUUCUUACCUCUAUUCUUAUCUUACUUUGUUUCCCCUUAACUACAUUCUCUUUAACACACUGUAUCUGCAUUUUUACCAGUCAGAAAGCCAAACUUAAGUAAUUAUCCUCACAAACCAUAUGACCUGAUAUUUCUAGGGAAUCAGUUACUUAAAUUCUGCACAUUUUGAUGCAUAUUUUGAUUGGCUACAAUUCGUCUGCUUGUAAUUUCCCCCAAAUAUGUAGAGCACAGAGAUGGAUGAAUCUGUACAAUUUAUUUUGUCUUGAGUUCUCCUGAUCUUCAGUAGUUGUUAUGGGUGACUCAACUGGAGAUUACUUGCCUCUACUUCUGUUGGAAUCCAUUGGCUUUUCUUUCUGUGUCUUUAGAACUGUUUCUUGCUUGAACAGAUAUCAUUCAAUUGGUUUUUCCCAAUGAAAAAAAGAGAGGAAAUAUAAAAUCUUUGCUUCUUUCCUUAUACACCACUAAAUUGAAUUGAAAUUGAAACACUCAGGAAAAUUAGAUGGCUUCACCCAGAAUUUAGACUUUUUUUUUACACUAUGUAGACAAAAUAUUUCUUGGCUCUGGAGGCCAAAAGUGAAUUGUAUGUAAGCAUAAUAAUCUCAAUAGUAUCAAUCCUCUUGCUCUGGUUUUCUAACAUAAAAACUAUGAUGUUGGAACUAGAAGAUUCCCAACUGCUUUUUUUGAAUGCUAUCAUCUGCCUCUUUGUUAUGUGUUGAUUGGCAAUUCUGGGAGACAAAUCCAGGCUCUUUGCAUGCCAAUCCAGGGCUCUACCUAAUUGAGCCACAUCCUCAGACAUAGCACCCACGUCUCCAUCUUAUGUAGAACCACUGUAACUUACACUACCUUUAAAAUGAACUUUAUUCAUGCUAACUAAAAGAUCUCUGAACUAGAUGCUAGAAAAAUCUCAUUUACCCAAAAUCUGUAUUGUGCUUUCACCUUAAUUCGUCAGGAGAAGGAACAUAGUAAUGUUGGCAAAUUAGGAUCAUAGUAGCAUCUGUGAUCCUUCAUUCGUAAAUUGAAAAGAACUUACAACUUUUUUGAAACCAGCAUAUUUUCUUAUAAAGGUUAGCUAGCCUUUCUUAACUUUCUUCUCUAAUCUUUCUUUUAUCCCAAUGUUAUAUCAUGUAAAAGUAAAAUGGCCCCCAUUAUUCUAAAGUAUGCAAAAUGAGGACCAGUUGAAGGAUUCAUUUAUUUUAAUAGUAUUAAAAUGUCAUAUUAUACCAAUAGUAUUUUACCAUUUCUUUUGACUGCUUGCAUAAUGUGAGAGAAAAACUAGUGUUUGAAUUUACUAACUUAAUGUUUCAUUUGGAAUUUAAAAUGACAGUCAGAAACUAUGUUUUAAGAAAUUACAUUUUAUCCCUUACUGAGUGUAUAACUGUUACAUAGUAGGAACAGUGACAUAACGUGGUGAAGAAAGAACAAAUAUUAGAGUUUAAAGCAGGGAAUGAUCAAGGAAGCAGAAAGAAUUAAUGGAAAGGUGCUUGAUCAUUGGACAAGUCUGAGUUUUAACUUAAGUCACACGUUAAUAUCAUUUGUUUUACUUCAUUCUUUAUCCUAUGAAAAAAAAUGUGAUAAUACUAGCAAACAGGCAGACUGAGAAAAUUGUAAAUUAUAUGGAAUACUUGACUCAGAUGCUCAGUAAAUAUAAUUGUCCAUCAAAUAAGUAGGUCCUUAAAUGGAGUUGCUAAAUGUCCCCUCUUCACUUUGCACUUGCCUUUCUGCCACAGCCUAGUAUAUGAAUGAAUGCAUUUCUCUAAGACAUGAUUGCACAAGAUUUCUUUUCUACUUCAACUGUAGAGUAUAAAUUUUUCAGUUAACUGACAUUUUGUGUGCCAACUCUGAAGGAAAAUUAGUUUGUCAGUGGCAUGUAGGCUCAAGAGUUUUUUUUUUUUAAAACAUAACAUUUUAAUCAUCCCAAACCCUUAUUAUUUCUGCCUCCAAAAUUGAGAAAGCAAUGCUAUCGCAUUACCAAAGUGUAUAUACUUCUUAGUUACAUUUUGGUCUUCCUUCCUUGGCAUCUGAAAUAAGAAUAUUUCAUUUGAAGCUACAUCCCCCCUUACCCUCUGCUGUUUUCUUUACUUGCCUUGGAGAAAAAGUUGCAAAAUAUGGUGGGAAAAAGUGUUUUCUGUACAAAAGGAGGGGUUGUGGAAGUGCACCCUUUCCCACCUCAGUCAGCAGAUUUAUUCAUCUUGAGGGGAAAAAAAUGAAACAACUUUAUUGGAAGCACAUGUUGACACUGUCAAUUAUUGAAGAUUGAAGGAGAUCACUGAAUCAUUGAAGUUACAAAGGGGUACCAGUGGCAGUUAGAAUUCCUGUGAAGAAUCAGCUUCACAAGCUGACAAAAGACAGUACACAAUUUAUGAGACAAAAUGGAAAUCAGUCUGUUAAAUGUAAAGUAUAGGACACUAAUGACAAGUUUUCUUUUUUCUUCCUUGAUGAUUAACAAGAUAUAUCUUUCAGAUAUGGUAAGUUUUUUUCCGAGAGAGAAACAACAGCGUAUUUUAUAAAACAAAAACAAAAACAAAAACAAAAAAACAGUUAAAAGAUGGAGGGAACCCUUUAUAGACAUUAUUACAGAACUAUAAUGAUUGCUAAAAUGGUUUAAAAAUUAAAUCUUCCAGUCCAAAAUAUAUAUGUUGCAAAAUGAAACAUGAACUAUAAAUGUUAUUGUUCUGGUGGUAGGGACAGGAAACUGUCAGUUUCAAUACCUUCAAAAUUUAUGUCACCUUGAUAACUGGGUGAUGAUGAUUUGUCACAGAACAGAUUUCUAGAAUUUCACUGUUAUUUUUUUUUCCAGUGCUUUCUGGGAAAUUCAGAACUAAGAGAAAGUUAUGAUUGUGAAAACAUCCUAGUUAUAUUUACAUUUUUUAUCUUUUUCAGAAAUCUUUGUUUAUGAUUUCAGAUAAUCAAAGUAAUGUUCUCUCAAAAUUCCAAUCAGCUUGACUUGAUCCAAUAAAUUUAUCGAAAUGUCCUUUUCUCAAUUCCAGGAAAUUCCAAUAGAUUUAAACACAGUGAUUUACCAGUUUAAUUAAGUUAACUGACUUUGACAAUGUCUGCUAAAUUGUGGACUCCUAACUUUGAUUAAAAGAAUAUUCUUUCACAGGGCUGGAAGUAUGGCCCUGAAGUAGCCAAAGGCUAUGAGUUCAAGUUUCAGUAGUGACCAACAAAACAGAAUAAUUCUUCUAGAAUACAAGAUUCUUCAUCAGAAUUUUUUGGAUAUUUUAAGAUUUGAACUUUCAAAUGAUAUGUCUUGAGAUGUACAUUUUUUCUACAUGAUGACUAGAGCAAAAAUGAAUGAUUAUUUACACACUUGAUUUUAUUAAGAUAUUUACUUUGUUGUACAUCAUGAUUUGCAAAUAUUCCAUAUUCCAUACAUUUUGAGAGAUUCACAAUAUAGGGAAAUUUUUCAUAUGAUUUAUUUACAACAUUUUAAAGUGCAUAUACUUAAAGAUGAAAUAUGGUUUUAAUCUAUUUUCAUCAUAUAAACCUAGGUAAGGUGAAAUUCUUCAUAAAAAAUAUAUAAUAUGCUAAACUAUAUUUUUCACUUCUAUUAGGUAAACUGAAAGCUAAUAAUAAAACUACCUUACACCAUUGAAAAAUGAAAUGACAGAUUUGUUAAUUCUAUGAGGAGUUGUACUUUAAUUUUACAUUUGAGAAAGAGAAAUUAAUCUUAGUUAUGAUAUUCUUAAACAAAAGUAUAUAUGAUUCAUAAAACUUUUGGCUUUGUAUUAUAAAAUCGUAUUUUUUGUGUUCUUGUUGGGUUGGGAAAUAGACAUUUUAAAUUCUAUUCACUCUUCAAAUGCGAGACACAUAAUUGUGUCAAUGAUAUAAAAUGAUGAAAGACUUUGUAAUAAAAACAUGUCAUUACCUUCAAUUUGUUCAAUAAAUAAUUUAAUGUGAAUUUGAUGUUUA
Messenger RNA from Perognathus longimembris pacificus (Pacific pocket mouse), 6927 nucleotides. RefSeq names its product vestigial like family member 3 (gene Vgll3). Gene Ontology annotation, cellular component: nucleus. Gene Ontology annotation, biological process: regulation of transcription by RNA polymerase II. NCBI's taxonomy places the organism in Eukaryota, Metazoa, Chordata, Mammalia, Rodentia, Heteromyidae. The transcript is spliced from 4 exons. The coding region runs from base 429 to 1421 and encodes 330 amino acids. The record is from RefSeq and is a predicted model, not a curated record.